GGAGUCCCCUCUAUAUGGGGCCGAGCGAUAGCUUCAAGGACAGCGAAUGACCUACCGUGAACACCUGGCCAUGAUCGAUUUAUUGCGAUAGAAACCAGCGCCGUAUUCGCCAUGGAUGAUCUAUCGGGCCUCGAUUGGAGCGCAAACGCUUCGGGCAACAAGCCCAAGCCGAUGGCCGCCAACCCCUCGUAUCCCCCCUACCGAUCAUCGCCAUCUCCCUUUGGCACAGGGCAAAGCACGCCGCUGUCGGCCCAGCAGUCAAACAACUCGGUUCCCAAGGCGGCGCCAGCAAAGGUUGCGCAAGAUAGCUUCAGCAAUCUGAGCUUUGGCCUACCGAAAGCCACCCAGAAACUGUCAUUAGCCGAAAGACAAGCGCAGCUUGAAGCCGAGAAACGAAAGAAGGAAGAAGAGCGACGGAAGCUAGCAGAGGCACAGUUUGGAAAUGGACAACACUGGGAUGCUCUAGGAUCUCGAGGCUUCACGCCUAGUCCUGUCCCUCAACAGCAACAGCAAAAUCCUGCACCUGCGCCUGCCAAGAGCUCAGCCAAUGACGACGACGACCUCUUCGCCGCAUUCAACAGAGAUACAAAGGUGGACAACGCCAGCCAUUAUCCCCCACCGGCACCAAAUAAAGGCAAACUGGACUUGACAGACUCCUCAGCAUGGGGCUCAACAACAGCUUCUAAUGGCAACGGGGCUUUCGGAGGAGAUGAUGAUGACGACCCCUUCGGGCUACACGAGGUGAAGCCUGCUGCCUCAACUGGAGCUGGCCGGGGCACUUCCUCUGGCGCAGAUGAUUUCGAUUUUCUAGGGGACCUCGGGAGGCCUGUGGAUGAAAUUAGAAAGGAACAACAAGCAAAACAAGAAGCAUUGCGAAGCGAGCCAGGAAAGCCAAUCGAAGAUGACUCGAGCUCUUCCGACGAUGACGAACCCAUAGAACGAAAUAUCGAGCGAGUACACAGGGUGAAUAAAGAUCCCAAUAUCGAGCGAGUACCUAGGGUGAAUAAAGAUCCCUUCGACAAAGCUGUUGCGCAACUUGUUGAUUACGGAUUUACUCCCGAGCAGGCUCGACGAGGGCUUGUGGAGAGCGGAACAGGAUUCAAUGCACAGGCAGCGGCUAAUUGGCUCUUGGAUGAGGCUCAUAGGAAAUCAAAGGAGGCGUCACAAGCUCGGGGCUCUCAAGGGCGAGGCUCUCCUGCAUCAGGAGGCCAAAAUCAGCGAAGCGACAGUCGAUCGCCUGCAAGAGGAGGCGAGGUUGACUUUGCGAAAACAGCGGCUGCUAUGGGAAGCACCCUAUUCAAGUCUGCCAAUACUCUUUGGAAGACUGGGCAAAAGAAGAUGCAACAAGCAGUGGCGGAAUUCCAGCAGGAAGGACACGGAGACCCAAGCCAGCCGAAAUGGAUGCGCGAUGCUCAACAGGCACGAGCACAGCCGAGGCCUACCCAAGGCAGCUCCAACGCCACGGACGAGGCACUUAUGCUUGAGUCUGGUGGUAGGCCACAGCCUGCCAGGAGCAGCAGCAGCAGCCGUCCAGCCGUUGAAUCAAGAUCCGGGCCUCAGAUUUCACGAGGAUCAUCGCCCGCCCUAUCUUCAGGACCCCAAAGCCGAAAUAGCCCUGUUCCACGAUGGCAACAGCAAACGGCACCGCCGCCUAUGGUGUCGGAUGCAAGAUCAAGGCUGAACAGACUUACAGUAGACGAUGAUGACAGCUUCUCUAGCUAUGUAAGUGCUAGCAGGAGAAAGAAGGCAAGCCCGGCGCCAGAGCCAAAGACAUCUGAGCCUGAGCCGGAUCUACUGUUCGGCUCACAGGCGUCAAAACCAACGCAGCGAAACCCCUCCCCAGCAGUCCAGCGAUCAACACCAACAGCCCCAAGUCAACCUCGGCCAGCACCAGCGGUUGCGCCUCCGCGUAAGGCCACACCCAGACCUGCUCGACAAAUUCCUUCUAUCAGCCCUGCAGCACUGCAAGCAUCGACAACGCACAGGCUACAGGGAACUACGCAUUUUAAGCGAGGCGACUAUGCGGCGGCACAUGCGUCUUACUCUUCAUCUCUGUCGUCUGUUCCUACAACGCAUCCUCUAAUGAUUAUCCUGCUCACAAAUCGUGCAUUAACUGCCCUAAAGACUGGAGAGCCUAAACAAGCAGUGGCUGAUGCAGAUGAAGCGCUCAAAAUCAUUGGACCAGGGAACGGCCAAGGGGAAACAGUGGCUGUAAAGAAUGAGGCUGGGCAGGAAGAGAAUCGUGACAUGAAAGAGCUCUAUGGAAAGGCGCUAAGCAGGAAAGCAGAGGCCUUGGAGCAGAUGGAGAGAUGGGCAGACGCAGGCACAGUAUGGAAGCAAUGUGUUGAAGCUGGUGUUGGUGGAGCUACGGCUGUCAAGGGCCGUCAGCGAUGCCAGGACGCCCUUGCUCCUAAGCCCAAGCCUGCUCCAAGACCAGCAGCAAAGCCCCGGCCUCAGCCAUCAGCGGCCAGUCGAGCACCUCAGAAAGACUCUGAAGCAGUCACAAGGUUACGUGAAGCUAACCAGGCCGCUGCCAAAGAGGAUGACGAGAAGUUUGCUCUAGCAGACAAGGUAGACGCCAAGGUAUCUGCAUGGAGAGACGGGAAGAGAGAGAAUCUGCGGGCUUUGCUGGCUAGUAUGGAUUCGGUGCUCUGGGAGAAUAGCGGCUGGAAGAAGGUUGGGCUGCAUGAGCUGGUCAUGGCAAACAAGGUCAAGAUUUCGUACAUGAAGGCUAUUGCAAAGACCCACCCUGACAAGCUUCCGCAAGACGCAAGUACUGAGGUGAGACUCAUUGCUGGACUGGUGUUUAGCACUCUGAAUGAGAGCUGGGAUAAGUUCAAAGCAGACAAUGGGCUAUGAAGCGUCUCAUUUGAAAGCGAUUCUGUUUUUUUUUUUUUUUUUUUUUUU
Molecule: messenger RNA, 2907 nt
Organism: Trichoderma asperellum CBS 433.97
Lineage: Eukaryota; Fungi; Ascomycota; Sordariomycetes; Hypocreales; Hypocreaceae
Biological process (GO): clathrin coat disassembly; clathrin-dependent endocytosis
Cellular component (GO): intracellular membrane-bounded organelle; cytoplasm; vesicle
Molecular function (GO): clathrin binding
Source: RefSeq, a predicted model, not a curated record